AUGCAGGUAGAUGCGGUGAAAACGCAAGAGCUGCAGGUCUCUUGGACCAUACCGUACCCGGCGCUCGGUACACUAAGAUCCUCUAGGGCCAUUGCGAUUCUGAAUGAAAAGGAGGUUACUCAGUGUUCUGGGAGUGGGUGGACUCCAGCCUGUGUCCUCUCUGGCCUAGCUCACGCCACCGAGUAUACGGUCUUUGUCGAAGUUUGCGUCACCCCAAAAGAUGCGAUGUCGUCGACUGACUCUGCCGCUGCCUGGUGUUCUACCACGACCGGUGUGCUGAAGAAAACCCUUGCGGAAAAUGACAAUUUGGCAACAAAUGUGGCUGCGUAUGCACUUCGUCCUAAAUCUCUGGAGAUGCGCUGGCACAAUCCGGGUGGUAUUGUUUCAUCCAAGGCACUUGCAUUCCAGGGCGGAAACAUAGUUGCAACUUGUAAUGGAAGUGGGACACCAUUUUCCGCAGAUUCCUGUACCCUCAAUAACCUGAAGGACUUUACAACAUAUGAUGUGCGAGUUAGCGUAUGUGUGUACCACUGGUGGUAUAAAACGCAAUGCAAGACAUCUCCGGUGAAACACAAAAAGACUCUUCCCUCAGCUCCAGAGGUGGCAAAGGAUGUAAGAGUGCUGGCUGUGAAUACGAAAGCACUGCAGGUCUCCUGGACCAUUCCCGACUUGGCGCUCGUUCCAGAGAAGGUAAAGGACGUGAGAGUACGGGCUCUGCGAACGCAAGAACUUCAGGUCUCCUGGACCAUCCCCCACCUGGCGGAAGUUCCACAGACGGCAGGGCAAGUGAACGUGCUAGCUGUUCAAACGCAAGAACUUUAUGUUUCCUGGAACAUACCAAAUCUGGCUGGCGGUAAGCUAGCAUCCUCAAGGGCUAUUGCAACUCUAAAUAAAAGAGAGGUUAGUCAGUGUACUGGGACUGGUUGGAGCCCGUACUGUUCCCUAUCAAAACUGGCUCACGCCACCAAUUAUACGGUCGUCGUCGAAGUUUGCUUUAAUCCACCGGAUGCGGUGUCUUCUAGGGCCUCUAACACUGCCUGGUGUUCAAGGUCUCCCGGCGUGCAAAAACAAACUCUGCCGCAACAACUUUCUGUCACCUGGAGGAACCCUGUACCUACGAGUGGUGCUCUCGCAUCUUCAAGAGCUAUUGCUAUGGUUGGUGACUUGGCACAAACAGAGUGCAAGCCUGGUGUUUCCGCGGAGGGGCCAGCAGAGUGCACGCUUUCCGGACUGGCUCAUGCCACUGACUAUACAGUCAUCAUCGAAGUCUGCAUCACUCCGCCAGAUGCAAGGUCCUAUCGGUACUCUAGGACUGCCUGGUGCUCAAAGACAGAUGGAUUUCGCAAGCGAACGUUGCCGGAGUUUCCUGACUCGGCAAAGGACGUUGUUGUGCUGGCUAUUCAGCAGAAAGAAUUUGUUGUCAAAUGGACCGUUCCCGACCUGUCGGUUGGUACGCUGGCAUCCUCGAAAGCCAUCGCUUCGCUGGAUGGAGAAGGUGCGACUGUGACUGGAUGGAAGGUGGCCCAAUGCAGUCCUGAAGGGAGUCCCCAAGGACAAGCCACGUGCACUCUAUCUGGACUUUCGCCCUCAUCCAAGUAUGCCGUUUCCGUUGAACUCUGUUUCAUUCCAGCGGAUGUGGGGUAUCCUCUUCCUUCACACUCUGACUGGUGCUCCAUAUCUGGUCCGGUGUCUAAGCAAACUCUCCCGCAAUUUCCUGAGAAGGCAACAUCCGUCAUUGUGCAAGCAGUUCAGGGCCAUGCUCUUACAGUCUCAUGGAUAAACCCCAACUCCGCCUACGGUACAGUGGUGUCCGCAAAAGCGACCGCGAGGCUGCGUAAACAGACUGCCGAGGCAGCGAAUUGUACGAUAUCUGACGCAAAGCCAGGUCCUGCAACCUGCGUGCUCUCUGGACUGGAGGACUUCACGCAAUACGAGGUCUUUGUGCAAGUCUGCAUCUCGCCUGAGGAUGCCGUGCAUUGGAAGGGUCUCCGCAGCGACUGGUGUUCAGUGUCUGCCCCCGUUCAAAAGCAGACACUUCCGGGAGUUCCUGACUCAGCAGUCGGUGUAAAAGUUCAUUCUCCAAGCAGGAAUGUGCUCGCCGUGGACUGGACCAACCCCUCGGCCUCGCACGGCGUACUGGCAUCUUCCACGGCUUUUGCAAUGCUAAAUAACAGCACUAAAUCAAGCUGCUCUGGGAAAUUAGAUGCGGCUUUGCGGACCUCCUGCAACAUCACCGGUCUAGAGGACUUUACAAACUACAGCGUUGCGGUCCACGUCUGUGUUUUCCCCGUCCAAUUUGAGCCUGGCUACUGGUCGGGUGGCGGCUGCUCUACCACUACACCUUUCUUGAAGCAAACUCUGCCUGGAGGCCCAGAUAUGGCAUGUCGGACUGCCGUUUUUGCACGACAACGAAAGUCCCUGGAGGUCUCCUGGAUCAAUCCGGAUGCGACUCAUGGUCCCCUCGCCAAUUCCACCGCCAUUGGCUUUCUGCGGGGCAGCAGAGUGGCCUCCUGUCAGGCUGAUAUCCUGCCUGGGCAACCAGUCCGCUGUACGCUAACGAACCUGCUGAAUUUUGAAGAGUAUAACGUGUCGGUUGAAGUUUGUGUUGCCCCGGUGCAAGCGGGGUCUAACGAAUUUGUUGGUGGUGGUUGUUCAGUGACGCCAACAAUUUCAGGAACUACACUUCCUGGAGUCUUCGAUGCGGUUCACCUGGAGGAGUUGAGCAGGCAAAUUCCGAACUCGACGCAAAUCGUCGAGGAUCCGUCUACCCAGAUAAGCAUCAAGGUGGCCCUCUCUUCCUUGCCGACCGAGCAGGUAGGACCUGUCUCCUACGUGACUGCCUACAUUGAAAGUCCGAGCCAGACGGAUGGUACAUGGACAAGGAAUCGACGCUAUGCUGGAAGACUUUCGUUUCUGAGUGGCAGCUAUAACAACAAAACGUGGGAACCCUGGGAGGUGAUGGCUCGGAACUUUCAAGGAGACUCGCCUAAGAAGGUAGAAGACUUCUUUUUCACCGUAGGUCAACCGUCGGACACACAGACCUGUGAUCACUGCUACAACGGUCCACUCAAACCGGAUACGAUCUACAGGGUCGGUGUACGGGUCUACACAAACAGUGGUGCCGGAACCACGGAACUUUCGGAGUUCAAGACAGCCCCUGCCCCAGUCAAUAUCGCCCUUGUUGUUGGCAUUAUCUUAGCCUUUCUCGUCAUACUCGUGGUCAUCGCUUUGGCCGUUCACUUUUUCAUGCGCCAGAGAGGCCCGGACCCGAAGAGCCCUCUGCCAAUAAACUUCGCCGAGUUCAACCUCAACGUUAAGAGAAUGCAGUCCGACGCGGAGGCCACGAAGGAAUUUUUGGCGCUCGCCAACUUGACGAAGAAGCAAAAUCUGGAGUACGAGCUAACAGAAGAUCUGGCUGCCACGGUGCCCAAGCUUAACCGCUACGGAGACAUGACGCCGUGUAAGUCAGUGUUGCAACGCGUACCUGCAGGUCGCACUGUUUACGUUCUUUUGGCCUCCAUCGGCUGA
This is a messenger RNA of Dibothriocephalus latus, 3528 nucleotides long. NCBI's taxonomy places the organism in Eukaryota, Metazoa, Platyhelminthes, Cestoda, Diphyllobothriidea, Diphyllobothriidae. The record is from the annotation of a GenBank genome assembly.